Messenger RNA from Esox lucius (northern pike), 4701 nucleotides. It is a transcript of the gene loxl5a, whose product is annotated as lysyl oxidase-like 5a. The coding region runs from base 2296 to 3957 and encodes 553 amino acids. The record is from RefSeq and is a predicted model, not a curated record. The transcript has 6 exons. NCBI's taxonomy places the organism in Eukaryota, Metazoa, Chordata, Actinopteri, Esociformes, Esocidae. Gene Ontology annotation, molecular function: copper ion binding; protein-lysine 6-oxidase activity. Gene Ontology annotation, biological process: peptidyl-lysine oxidation.
ACUGAAGGGGAUCUAGAAUACCUCAAAUUAUACUAAAUUCAGGUGUACCUGUGUGGUUUUAAUAAUGUUACUGCUUGAAUAAUGCCUUUUUUUUUAAUAUUGUACAUUGUGUCCACAGUUUGGGCUGAAAUGCUAUUUCUGGCUGAUCAUAAUUGCUACUGAACAUUAUAAUCUUUAGGCGACCCAUACAGCACAUAGUAACCGCCCUUGAAGACGCAGGUAGCUAACUAAGGGAUGAUGGCCCCUUGGGAGGCAGGUGCUGUCGUCCGCAUUGCCAAAAGCCUCUGUGUGAUCGCGGACAGAGGUGCUGUGCGCUUAUAUUUAGCCGGCAUUCUUGCCAUUUCGGGGAAGGAGAUACCGGGCGUGUAUAAAGACACCUACUGCCACGUAAUUCACAGCACCAGUGGCCUUUUACCCAUACAGCAUUUACUCACCUGACUGACAUGCAACUCUCCAUCCUGCCUCUGGUCAAGCAAUAGUUCAGAACACGUGAGGGGGACAAAGCAGGGGAAAGGUCAGGCUGUAUUUCUCUCUCAAACUUGGGCUAUUAUAAAACCAUUCUUCACCCUCACAAUCCUGUAGGCCGAUAGAAUAGGUUGAUCCGGAGUGAGCAAAUAAACCCCCCGCCUUGUCAUGGAAAUGGAGUACAUUACUUUCAAACAUUAAACUGUGCCGACUAAUGGCUUUCUAAAAUACUGCCAUUAUUAUUCUGCAAGAACCAAGACGAUAUAAGGUUUAAUAAAUUAUUUGACCUCAUUCUUUUUUUCCAUCCCAGUUACCAGUUGUUUUGAACGCGUCAUGGGAACUCAGAAAAAAAGGUCAAAUGAUGACGUCUGGGAUCUUGAGGUCAGGAAGUAUAAGUUAUGAUUUUUCCGGCGAAUCGGAUUAGGAAUUCUGAUGUAGAUGACAAUUAAAACAACUGUCAUGUGUCGCAGGCAUAAGUUUCUAAUUAAAGUUUGUUUGGAUGCAGCAUUAGAGCACGCAGUAACCAAAACGACAUAUGUCAACCGCAGAAAUGUCCCCGUAAGAUUUCAUAAAAAUCUCUGUUGUGACCGUGAAUGUCCCUGGUUUGACCCAGAGGCAUAAUAAUGUGUAAUUUUUAUCUGGUCUGCCAAACAUGUGUUUAAAGUGUUUUUGAUUAAGAGAGAAACAAUGUAUUUAUAUCGAUAUAGGCUAUUUCGUAUUGAACAAAAGAAAAUGUCUAGUUCCACUGCUUUGUCGGGUGUUAAACAACUUUUCAAUGGGCAGUCCAAUAAUAGCUAUUUACUAUAAUAGCCUAUCACAUUUACUCCUCAGUCUUAUAGACAGAGAAUUUGACGAACCGCAGGUCGUCUGACUGGCAUUGUGUAGUUUUCCUCAACCAGGUCAGGUGAGCUCUGCAAACAUAUUUCCAUCCUUCGACGUGUGAGACGUGUGUUCGUAAUCAAUGUGUGAAGAGUCCCAGAGUAACAGAUGAAUAGCUCUAUCCUUCUGGUUCCUGUACGCUAUGGUAAAGCACCUCCAUUUCUGAAAAGUGGUGUGGGGUAACACUAGUCCCACUGUAUGCUUUUCGACUCUGGCAUUUACCGUUACAAUAAACAUCGUCAAUGGAUCUUAAAGAGCCAUGUGGUACCAGUCUGCGCCACGAGCCUGUGUGCUUAUUUUUAUUAUGCAAAUACUAGAUCCUAUUACAGAAACAAUUUAUAUUCGUGUAUUAUGGAGGUUUCUAUUUGAUACAGUUGUAAAACGAACUGCUUGUGAUGAGUUAGUUUUCACAGAAGUUUCCAUUUAAUUUCCAAUAGGGCCAUGCAUAAUGACCCAUGAGAAACUAAGUUAGUUUAGAUUAAAAAUAGAUUAAAAAACAGACACAUUCGUGAAAUUAAGUUAAACUUUUUUUUUUUUAACGAAAUUCGUUAAAAUGUAGGCUAGGUAUUUUGCCUUUCUGGUUAAGAAUUUCAACAUGCUCCGAGAAAGGGCUAGCAUCCAUGUGAAACAUGUACUUAUAGGCCGAACAAAUAGUUGUAUAGUCCGCCCUAUGGUCACGAAACAGUUAAGUUAAACAUGAUUUUUGUAAAACAAGCCCUGCUCCAGAUUGUGCAUGCGUAGACUAACAAAUUCUACUAAAGUGAGAUAUUUCCACGUUAGAAGCAAAUCGUCAUACUUUCAUCGUGGAGAUGUGGCACGCAACUGCAUGACUGAAUCUAGACUGGACACCACAUCGCCAGGCCAGCAUCAAAUAGACAACAUAUUCACACAGGUAGCCCGAUUUACGCGGCUAAUUUUGCGCUGUUUUUCGUAUUUUUUGUAAUUUUCAACAUGGAGAGAUUCUCUAUUUUACUUUUCUGCGUAUAUAUUUUGGUUCAUUUAAGCACUGGACAGCACCAUUUACGCGCACGCAUGGGUCCAUGGAGACAAAGAAUCCAAUGGGAGAACAACGGUCGGGUGUAUAGUUUACUCAGCACAGGGUCUGAAUAUCACCCUCCGGCGCAGGAGAGAAGACAUCCUGCUCGCCUCUACCUGGCGAGCAGGAAUUUCAACAGACAACACCCACCGGCUGAAGAUAAUAGAUCCACUAGAAGUAACGCAUUAGACCUAGAGGAUGCUCCGAGAGCAUUAGAUCAAAACCAAGCAUACUCUGAACCAAAUGCGCGCAUUGAGUCAAACGCCUCGUUUCUGGGCUCCGAUAUUGGUCAAUACCUCCUUGCCACAGGCCGCCUUGGAACAAGCGCAGCCCGGAGACAACCGCCCCUCACAUCCAAAAAGGAAACGGUGCUUUUGGCGCAUUCCCGUUCCCAAGUAGACACCCGCACCACUUCUAACAGCACCUUUCCCGAAGCUGUCCUGGAGUUCUCAGGUAGUGGGAUGCCGAAAAGAGGACGAAACCCUAAUCACUCAUCGGCCAGCUUGCCGCUUCGGCGACUGGUCACUCCGUCCCCAAUCUGGAGCGAGCACAUUACGCGUGGUCGAGGCACGAGCCAGGCACAACACGAGAGACCAGAACUGUCAACCCAGCCACCCACAUCUGGGUACGUGAAUACUACUGACGAUGCAGGUAGCAGACAACUUUCCCAGGGUACUGCCCCAGCAGGAGAUUCAAUUUUCGUAACCAGACGCAUUCCAGUUCCAGUUCCAAAUGCGCUCUCCGACAACGGCGUGGAGGCUAAUGGCACAGACUCACAGUCCCAGCAACAGACGACAGUUGGUAGUAAUACAAUAAUAGAUGAUGAUACCACGGACCCAAACAAAAGCCACCAAAAUUCUGUUUUCUACAACGUGUACCAAUCGGGCAGUGGAAGCAGAGUACCCGUGCGUCAUCCUCCGGGAACUGGUUAUGGUACCAGAUUAUUUCAUAAUGGUCUCCCAGACCUUGUUCCUGACCCCUACUACAUCCAAGCGGCUUCUUAUAUUCAACGGGUGCAGAUGUAUGCCCUGAGAUGUGCUGGAGAGGAAAACUGUCUGUCACAGUCAGCGUACCGACCAGGUGUCAGGGAUAUCGACUACAGGACUCUGCUGAGGUUUCCCCAGAGGGUGAAGAAUCAAGGGACAGCAGACUUCCUCCCAGUCAAACCCAGACACCAGUGGGAAUGGCACAGUUGCCACCGACACUACCACAGCAUGGAGGCCUUCAGUAACUACGAUGUGCUGGACGUGACCACCGGCCAGAAGGUGGCGGAGGGACACAAAGCCAGCUUUUGUCUGGAGGACACCAGCUGUGACCCUGGAGUCCGCCGCCGCUUCGCCUGCACAGCACACACGCAGGGAUUGGGUCCCGGUUGCUAUGACACCUACAAUGCCAACAUCGACUGCCAGUGGAUUGACAUCACGGAUGUUCUACCAGGAGACUAUAUUCUCAAGGUAACGGUGAAUCCAGCCAUGCAAGUACAGGAGUCAGAUUUCUCCAACAACAUAGUUAGGUGUGAUAUACGGUACACAGGAACAUAUAUUCACACAAGGAACUGUAGGAUUACUGGAAGUUAACCCCUAACUUGCUCUGAUGGAGGGGACAUGUUCUGCAAACACUGAUGACGAUUUAAUAAUCAAUAAUAAUGAAUACAGUAAAGUAACAUGUAUAGAUUGUAUCAAUAUCUUUUAGUUUUUGUCAAUAUUGACACCUCCUUUUCCUUAAGCGUUUUCUGCCUUUUUGGCACCUUCCAAUGCAAACAUUCUUACAUGUGAGCUAGGAUGUGCUCAGCUGCAGUUACUCUUAAAUUAGUUAUCCUCGCCUUAAUAAAGGAAUAUGUUUUCCUGCAUGAGAGCAGUGGUGUGUGUAUUCAGUACAUAACAGUUACAGUAACCUCAUGCUAAGCCAAAAUGUAUAUAUUAUGGUGCUGUGCAAUCCCAGACAAAACAAACAAGUCUGAAAGGCCAUUUCAAAUCCUGCAUUGAGUUUGUCACAUGUCUCAAAUUGCUGCAUAUUCUGAGAAGGUAAACUGUUCUCUAGUAUUCCUUAGGUCAAUACUUGUAGUUAAACAGUCACUGACAAUAAAGUAUUACACUUAUCAAAAUUAGACACAUUUGAGCUGUAUUACUGAUAGCAGAUUGUAUGAUUUAUUUGCAUUAUUGCGUAGGUACACUCCAAUAAUAACAGGUUUCACUCCAAUACUAACAGGUUUUUGAUUUUGUUUGUCUUGUUUAGCUCGUAAUGACAAUAAGAUACUUUGUCUUCUUGAAGUUGAACAGUCUCAGUCUUUGUUUUUGUCAAUAAAGUUUUCCUGAAAAGUU